AUGUCCUCUUUCAAACGGCGAGACGAGAAGCACGCGAGGCGCAUAAGGGGAACGAAGGUAUCGCCAGCGAGCGGAUUGGCGCACGUAAGCAGUGGGAGUGCGGCCCUAGACGAUGUGUACACAGGCAGCGCAGGCGGGCGAGGUGGAUUAGGGCUGAGUGACCACUCGCUCACGCUGGUUGUGGAAACGGACCCACACGCCGCAUACGCCGAUAUUCUACUUCGGUACUAUCUAGCACAGGGCAUCGCAGCCCAACACGCCGUCCUCUCCGUCGGGCUCGCUGCGAACAGUGCCAUGUGGUUGCCGCUGAGUGAGCAGGGCGGCAAGGAGCAGCAGCAAGAGCAGGAAAAUGAUUCGGAUAAGGAGGACACUCACACUCCCAAGCACACCCAAGGCCGCGGAGACAGCACCAUCGCUUGGCGAUACACGCACAUGAAGCGCUUCGAAACUUCAAUCAACACGCCUAGCAAUAGUAACGGCAGCGACGAAAGCUCGUUCCUCAGUACUUUCGACCUCACACAGACAAUCCCCGCACACACUCUCGCCCACGCACGCGAGCGCGGGUUGCUGGAGGAGGUGGGAGUGGAUGUGGACGAUGAUGUUGGUGGGAGUGGGAGUGAGGGCGAGGCGAGUUCUUACACAGCCAUCCUCGCACGCAUAGAAGCAGCCUGCAAGCGCCAUGCAGGUACGCAAGCGCAAGCAGACGCAAACGGACACACACACGCGCCCAACAUGUUGCGCAUCGUAGUGCGCAACGUCGGCAGUCUGUGGUACGGUGACAGCGACGGCGACGGAGUGCUGUAUCGGUUCUUCUACAAGCUGCGCCACCUCGCACGCACGACGCCCUACACGACCAUCUACACGUCCGCGCACAUGCAGACUUUGCAGGGGGUGGGUGGGGUGUUACCUCAGCUGCUGCAUGUCGUAGAUGGCUGUGUAGCUUUGGAGAGUUUCAGCGAUGCGCCACAUCGCGCACGCGCUUUCGCACCUAGUCAUGGUCUCCUUCAUUGCCUCGCCCGCCCUGCUGUGCACGCUCUGACGGCACCUAGUGACCGCCAUAGCGUUUUGCGGGGUGGACUCGUGGCCGGUGAUAAUAACCUAGCUUUUAAGUUGCGUAGAAGGCGCCUUGUCAUUGAGACUCUUCAUCUCGAUGUUGAGGGUGGCGUCGGCGAGAGACGUACCACUCCAAGCAAAUCCGCUGCUGGUGUGCAGGAUACUAGUGAGAGAGUUAAACGGGCUAAUGAGCAGGAGAUGGAGGAGCAGCAGGAGCAGCUGCAUGAGCACGAGCACUUGGAACAUAUUCAUAGCAGUGAGUGCACUCAUGAUGACGGUAGUGUGCAAAUAGAGGGCGGUGCUCAAGCACACACACAGAAUACACACAACACACAGAACACACAGAACACUCCCAAAGUCACCUUUCCUCCCUCUAAAGCCCCCUCUAAAGGCCCCAGGAGAGUCGCAUUCCAGUCAGAUAAACCAGAAUUGUACGAGUUUUAA
Messenger RNA from Wallemia ichthyophaga EXF-994, 1497 nucleotides. Its product is annotated as Elongator complex protein 4. The record is from RefSeq and is a predicted model, not a curated record. The transcript has a single exon. Gene Ontology annotation, cellular component: elongator holoenzyme complex; cytoplasm; transcription elongation factor complex. The coding region runs from base 1 to 1497 and encodes 498 amino acids. Lineage: Eukaryota; Fungi; Basidiomycota; Wallemiomycetes; Wallemiales; Wallemiaceae. Gene Ontology annotation, biological process: tRNA wobble uridine modification.